Molecule: messenger RNA, 3205 nt
Organism: Paramormyrops kingsleyae
Lineage: Eukaryota; Metazoa; Chordata; Actinopteri; Osteoglossiformes; Mormyridae
Source: RefSeq, a predicted model, not a curated record
CCGCUCUUGUUUCCAGUAUCUAAGACGGUUGUUGGGUUUUUCUGUAGGACGCUCCAUUCGGCUGUUGCCUUUUGUCGUUUUAAAACAGCUUGUGACGCAAUAUAGCUGUUACUGACUCCUUCCCUUCCCCCCGUGGGCUAUUCCGGAUAGGAAAACAGCCUCCCUCCACUCUGCCCAUCGUCUAAUCUCCAAGCAGGCGGCUACAAAAUGGAUAUAGUAAAUCAGUUGGUUGCCUCUGGGCAGUUCAGGAUCCUCAAAGUGCCCUUGGGGUUCAUGAAAGCCCUGGAAUGGGUGUUUUCGAUCUUUGCUUUUGCCACAUGUGGCAGUUACUCUGGGAUGUUUAAAAUGAGUGUGGAGUGUAAGAACAGGACUGAGAGUGACCUCAGCAUCGAAGUGGAGUUUGAGUACCCAUUCAGGCUCCACCAAGUGUAUUUUGAUGCCCCAACCUGCAAAGGAGGCCCACCGGAGCGCCUGUUCCUCGUGGGUGAUUACUCAUCCUCAGCAGAGUUUUUUGUCACCAUUGGUGUGUUCGCCUUCCUGUACUCAAUGGCCGCCUUGGCGAUUUACAUCUUCAUGUUUGAGAAGUACCGUGAGAACAACAAGGGACCUUUGAUCGACUUCGGAGUGACCUGCGUAUUUACAUUCAUGUGGCUGGUGAGUUCAGCAGCCUGGGCCAAAGGCCUCUCUGAUGUCAAGACAGCCACUGACCCUGAGCGAGUCGUCACUCUAAUUUCUGCCUGCGAAAAAGAAGAGAAUCGCUGCCGUGAGGUGCAUGACCCUGUCAUGUCAGGCCUCAACACCUCUGUAGUGUUUGGCUUCCUGAACUUGAUUCUCUGGGGAGGAAACCUUUGGUUUGUGUUCAAGGAAACAGGAAUUAUUGCCCCCUUUAUGCGCCAACCCCCAGCCCAGGAGAAACAGCCGGCCCCUGAAUCUUUUGGCCAACAGGGAGGAGGAUACGACCAAGAUGGCUAUUCCCAUCAGGAUCCCUACGCUGGCUCCCAGGGAGGAUACCAGCCCGAGUACAACCAGCAAGGCUACACUCAGGGUGGGGACUACGGACAAGGAGGGUAUGGCCAGCAGGGGGCGCCAACCUCCUUUGCCAACAAGAUGUGAGCAGUGCAGCAACCCGUGGCUGAAGGAGCUGACAGUGUGAUUCGAGGAGUGUGUUGCCCGAACCUUACCCAUAAUUCCACACUCCUAUCUGUUUGUCUAUAUUUGCUUUUUUUGUUGACAUAAAGAGGAAGGGAGGGAGGGAGGGAGAAAGGGUGGGGGCUGAGAACAUACACCUGAGGGAUAGAGGAUUGGAAGAGUAAAUGUGUUUUCUUUGUGCUUUCUUAUUGUGGUGUAUUCACGUGGAAAAAUAUAUACAUUUUAAAAAAUGGUAAAAUAACCUAAAUACUGAGAUAUUAUGGAUGAGAAAGGUAUUAAUAAUGAUAAUUGUUAAAUACUCAUAAUAAUAAACAGUUAAAUGACUAUUGGGAACUUUACCUGUACUUUACGCUGGUAAUAACUUCACUAAUUUGCACUUCUUGUUCCAUAUGUUUUAUUUUUCUUUUCUCUUUGUUUAUUCUAAGAUCAGAUUCAUUUUCAAAAGGAAAAAUGUGUCUAUUGUCCAGCUGCUUUUUUAUAUUAAUAUUAUGUUAUCUGAUAAGAGUAUGUUUACCAUGACUAACAUGAAUUUGCAAUAUGCUGCAUUUAUUAGGACUGCAUAGUACCUUUGAUUUUUGACUUCAGUUUUUACAUUUAUAGUUUUAGCUUUUUUACACCAUGACUUCUGGUUUAUUUGUUGCGUUGUGUGAGCAUCAGAUGUAAAUCAUGUCUGUUAAAAUGGCGUUUAAAUAAUACUCAUACCUGUACUCUCACAUGCAGAGAUGCACAAAUUCGCUUUAUGUGAAUUUUAAAUCCUUACUGCAGUAUUUGAACAUUGGAUGUGCAGCAGAAUGAGACACAUAGAACUCACAUGCACAUACUUCUGAAAUGACAGAUCAUGAUUAAAAUGUUAUGAAAUCUGAUCCAGUUAAUUUUUCUUGUCCAGAGGUCUGUCAUUUUAGUAACAUGUACUAUGGCUGUGUGGUUCCUUUGAGUAAGAAGUGUGGCCAGUGCAUGCAUAGUCAGUUGGACUACAUAAAUUGUAUAUAAAAAACUUUUAAUGUAUGUAGUAAUAAAUAUAUUUCUAUUUUCUAUCAUUUUAAUGUUAUGAUUGCCAGAUCAGGCCUGGAGUUGCAAUACUAAGAUACUGUAGUCUUUCUACAUGAGGUUGGUUGGUACAUAGCCUUAAACAUUGCAUGGACAGUCAAAAAAUCUUCACCGCAAAAGUGUAAAAUAUUAUUUACAUAAAUACAUAUAAGUAAAUAUUUACUUUAAAUCAGUAAUCAAUGCUGCAUAUCAUUACUGCAGUCUAAGUGCAUAAAACUAAUAAUUUAUUUCACCAUUUUGAUUAUUGAAGCUCACACUUACUGUCUUACUAAGUCUUACGCUGCAUUACAAAGAUUGUUGGACUGGUCCAUGUAUAUUUUUUAAAUCAAUAUAUUGUUGCUGACUAAAUUACCAUCUAAUAUAUGCCCCCUGCUUUGCUAUGUUCUGUAAGUAUGACCAUACUGUGCACCAGGUGUCAGACAUUGAAAAGAGUGUGAUUAGGAUCCAGUGUACAGAACCUUAUAGACUACCAGCAGCGUUGCAAUCACCUUCUAAAGAUUUACACAUUAACUAGAUUAUAUAUGUUUGUAUUGCCACUCUUAUUAUUCUGGAUUCUAGAUAAAAGUUGUCGUAGUGAGCAUACAUGUUUCAGUGCAUGAUGGGAUUGACAUCACUAUGGCCACAGAUUCAGAGUGAUAUAAACAACAUUUUUAAUGCACACUUCUGCUUCUGGCAAAUCAAGGUUUUAUAUUUUGGGAGGGCUGGGCUUUCUGUAUGCAUUUCCUUCUCUCUUUAUUCUUCUCUCCCUCCUUUCAAUCUCUUACUGAUAUGCUAUUCAAUUACUCUGUUGUUAGUGGUGUAUGGUAUGUCUUGUGAUCCUCUCAAUGCCUCUGGGUAGUGCUGUAUUUCUUGUGUAUGAUAUAUUCUUAGAAUUAAUGAUGAUGAUUACAAUGACUAUGAUGACGAUGAUGAUGACAAUGAUUAUGACCAUAAAAAAAACUCACAGUUUUGUUGUAUUAUGGAAUUCAUGUUGAAAAAAAAAAUAAAUAUUUAGUCUGUUGAUAUUUAA